Messenger RNA from Tremella mesenterica DSM 1558, 1074 nucleotides. RefSeq lists its product as uncharacterized. The record is from RefSeq and is a predicted model, not a curated record. Gene Ontology annotation, molecular function: tRNA 2'-phosphotransferase activity. Lineage: Eukaryota; Fungi; Basidiomycota; Tremellomycetes; Tremellales; Tremellaceae. The transcript is spliced from 2 exons. Gene Ontology annotation, biological process: tRNA splicing, via endonucleolytic cleavage and ligation. The coding region runs from base 1 to 1074 and encodes 357 amino acids.
AUGCCAUCACUCGGUCACGUUCCAGAAGCCAGGCCACGACCGUCAAAUGAUCCCGACGUGAGAGCUAGCAAGACUCUCGCUUACAUCCUUCGUCAUGGAGCCCAGAAGGAACAACUUCAUAUUCGGUCUGAUGGCUUCGUUCGACUCUGCGACGUUCUAGCCCGUCCCAAAAUGCGCGAGAUAGACCUCGACAUGGUCCUCCGUAUCGUCGCUGAAAAUGCCAAACAGCGUUUUGAACUUUUGUGGGGAUACGAUCCUUCUCCUCCCAUCAAGAAGAGACCAAAGCCACCCAAGAAGUCCAGACCCCCGCCAGGUAUCUCGAAGAUAAUACCCGUUCGUGUCGACCAUGAACGGCCUCUCGUUUCAACGAGUUUGGACGUCGGAAAAGGAGUAAACGCCAGUAAUCGAGUAGACGCUUCAGAAGUGGACAAUGUGGGAAAGGAUCCACAAAAGACAAGAAUCACCUCGGACAUAUCUGAGCCCACAGAAUUACCUCUGAUCCGACUUCCUCCUCCUCAGACCAAAGACAAUACCGAAGGAAAAACCGAAGAGGAUGACGGUCAGACAAAAGGUGAAUGGUUCAUCAGAGCUACCCAAGGUCAUUCCAUUCAUCUGGAAACCACGGCACUUCUUACUCCUGUCAUGGACGAUGAGGAGGGAAGGAGGAUAGUAGGAGAGAUGGUACAUGGUACAAAGUGGGAGUUAUGGGAGGUGAUCAAGGAUCAAGGUCUUAAACGCAUGUCUCGUCAACACAUCCAUCUAGCUCCAGCUUUGACAGAUCAUCGUAUCACUCCCCGACCCAAUUCAACGCUGCUCAUCUAUCUCGAUCUCGGCGAAAUCCUUGCGGCGGGCAUACCAGUUUACGUCAGUUCGAACGGUGUCAUACUUACACCUGGCAAUGAGGACGGGGUGAUCCGGAAAGAGAUGUGGAGGAAAGCAGAGAGGGUGGAGAAGGAAGAGAGGGUCGUAGUGUGGGAGAACGGUAAAGAAUUCUUCAUUGUCGAGAGAACGUUCUCAUUCUUUUCGACACUUACUUCAUCGUCAUGGAUCAGUUGCAAAGGUUUCAACAACUAG